ACUGAGCCAGCAUGGCCUGUAAACAACAACAGCGGAGGCAGUGGCGUCAGGUUGAAGUAAACUGGAUCUGAGCGUCGGCCUGUUGUCUGGCUGUUUCCCUUUACUUAACUCCGGCGACCACGGGGAAGUGGUUUUCAACAAUGUGUCCGAGGUGUGUCUGAUUGAUAUCCUUCAGACAGGACAUCAUCCUCUCCACUGGGUUGCAUAUAAGUCAUGUCCUCACAGCAGCCCAACAGUUCAGCCUCCAACAGCCCCACCAACAUCUUGGGUUCUCCGUUCUCAGUGAUUAGCCCCUCACUUAACUCUCCAGUGGUCUCACCCUCUCUGGGAUUUGGACCCAUCAGCAACAGUCAGAUCUCUUCCUCAGCAUCCAUAUCAGGGAUGCACUCCAUAAGCAGUUCGGAGGAUGUCAAGCCUCCUUUUGGCUUGAGGCCUAUGCCACCACACAGCCCUGGAAUAAUGAUGUCUCAGAAGCGUCUGUGUGUCAUCUGUGGAGACCGCUCCUCUGGCAAACACUAUGGAGUGUACAGCUGCGAGGGAUGUAAAGGUUUCUUCAAACGAACUGUGCGUAAAGACCUGAGCUACACCUGCAGGGAUAACAAAGAGUGCCUGGUUGACAAACGCCAGCGCAACCGCUGCCAGUACUGCCGCUACCAGAAGUGCCUGGCUAUGGGCAUGAAGAGGGAAGUGGUCAAACAUGUAAAAUGGAAUAAAGAAGAUGGAAAAGAUGAGGGAUGGAUGACGGUCCAGGAGGAGCGCCAGAGGAACCGUGAGCGUGAAGGAGAGUUGGAGGUCAGUGUUGGCGUGAAUGAGGAGAUGCCUGUGGAGAAGAUCUUGGAGGCAGAGACUGCAGUAGAGCAGAAGACUGAGCUUCAUUCUGAUGGAGGCUCUGCAGGCAAUUCUCCACACGACGCAGUCACCAACAUCUGUCAGACUGCUGACAAACAGUUGUUUGCUUUAGUGGAGUGGGCGAAGAGAAUCCCUCAUUUCUCUGAACUGCCUCUUGAUGAUCAGGUCAUCCUCCUGCGUGCAGGAUGGAAUGAGCUCCUCAUCGCCUCCUUCUCCCAUCGCUCCAUUGCUAUGAAGGAUGGAGUUCUCUUGGCGUCUGAGCUGCAGCGUAACAGUGCAGGAGUUGGAGCUAUUUUUGACAGGGAGAAUGUGCAGAGUGCAGAGGUUGGCGCCAUAUUUGACAGGGUUCUCACUGAGCUUGUCAAUAAAAUGCGUGAUAUGCAAAUGGACAAAACAGAGCUGGGCUGCCUCCGAGCCAUUGUCCUCUUCAACCCAGAUGCUAAAGGGCUUUCCAACACCAGUGAGGUGGAGCUCCUGAGAGAAAAGGUCUAUGCAUCAUUGGAAGCCUACUGUAAACAGAAAUACCCAGAGCAGCAGGGAAGGUUUGCCAAGCUCCUACUUCGGCUGCCGGCUCUAAGAUCCAUUGGCUUGAAGUGCUUGGAGCAUCUCUUUUUCUUCAAGCUGAUUGGUGACACACCUAUUGACACUUUCCUCAUGGAAAUGCUUGAAGCUCCCCAUCAGUUGUCUUAGAUAGGAAACGUGUACUGUGGUUAGGUUCAGAUAGCUGAAGUCUAGGAAGCUGGAGUGGGACUGGAGUGGCACUUUAAGUUCUUUGAAGAUUUGUCAAUUUGGCUCACUUCUCUCUGUGUCGCACUUUCUUAGUGCGACACAGAUUUGCUCUUUAGACCAAACCCAAGGCGUGGCAUGAUUUACAUGCUGGUGCUAUAUGUUGAAAUAACUUCAUGAGUAACUAUGGUUAUAAAAAAAAAAAAGUAUUUUUAAAAAUGUAAACAUUUACAUAUUUCCCUCACAGGAAUUGCUAUAAUUUGGGUACACCUUUUUAUAUAAACUUUUUAGACACCUUCAACGUUAAGCUUCAGUUGUUUCUUAAGGUGAACUGAUACCUAAAGCCUGUUCUUUAAAAGGAAGGCAAACUGAAUUGUGAAUACGCAUUAUGGAAAUGGUCUUCUUUUUAAAACUUCUAAAUUGAACCAGACCUGUCACAGCUCUGAGUUUACUUCUAAAUAUUGCAAAAUCUAAAAUCCCAACAGUGACCCUGGGAUAGACAGUCGGUGUCCACGUUAAUUGAGGAUCAGCUAUGUGUCUGUUAAUAUACAGGUAGUGUUGUUUACUUUGCCAUUUUAUAAAUCUAAUCACUUUGUGGUUAACAAUUAGACUGCACUGCACAUUUGCUAUGUACUAUUUCUAAAACAUACUUGUAACAAACACCGGGGCCUCUGAAAUGGUCAGGUGUUUGUCUUUUGGUGCUAUUUCAGAGAUAAUUUGACUUUGUCGGUGCAGAUGCACACAGAACCACAAACCUAAGAAAAUAUGCAAAACUGAAAAUCCUUUUGUUAAUUUUUAUUGAAAAUGUAGCAAUAUAAAAUGUAAAAUGCAUAAGAGCUUUCUGCCUGUUAGUCAUUCAGGGGUUUUACAAAGUAAAUCAAAUCAUGUCUGGUGGAAAGGGAAUAUUCCAUUUUGUAAUUUAUCUAUACAAUUCUAAGGUACUGUGCAAAAGCAAUUGUUCAGGGAAAAUGUACAUUGACAAAUUUGAAUUAUGAUCAGGAGAUACAAAUUAUAUAAUUCUUAUGUGCCCUUGUUUUUAGUUUUCAGCUAGUAUAAAGCAGAACGUGUCUUGGGUUGCACUGGAUUUGCUGAGAUUGUUUCAGCUCAUUCCCCCCCACCUCCCUUUUUUUGACGCUAGGUUGUGUUUCCUAUUACCCCCCCUUUAAAAGUAGCUGUCUUGUUCAUUGUAAUGUCUCUGCAAUUAAUUGAAAGCAAACCAUAAUCACAUUUCGAUCCAAAAACACCUGUGGACAUAGGAAUUUUAAACAAGACCAAAUGAGGUCUAAGUAAUGGCCAUGUGCAAACACCAGAUGAGCUGCGUUGGUGAGCUUGUCAUAGACCUUUGUAUGCUCUUGAACGUAAGUGACUUUAAGCAUGGGUUGUGUGGACUAAAAAUAAAGAGGCUUAAGUUUU
Molecule: messenger RNA, 2988 nt
Organism: Solea senegalensis (Senegalese sole)
Lineage: Eukaryota; Metazoa; Chordata; Actinopteri; Pleuronectiformes; Soleidae
Product: retinoic acid receptor RXR-beta-A-like
Exons: 12
Coding region: 214-1539 (441 amino acids)
Biological process (GO): anatomical structure development; positive regulation of transcription by RNA polymerase II; response to retinoic acid
Cellular component (GO): RNA polymerase II transcription regulator complex; nucleus
Molecular function (GO): retinoic acid-responsive element binding; nuclear steroid receptor activity; nuclear receptor activity
Source: RefSeq, a predicted model, not a curated record